ACUGUAACCUCAGAGCAAGCUGGAACAAGAAAUUACUUGAUGUAUACAGUCUUAUUUUUAUCUUAUUUAACCUCACUGUAAGUUUAAACAAUGAUAUUCCGGGUUGUGACUUGGAUAACCAUGUGUUUGUGAUGUGAUACUGUUGUCACCUCCUCAAUAUCAUCCCUUUAAAUCUCUGCCCUGUUUUUUAUAAAUGCCUCUCUUCUCAUCCCCAGAAGAGACCGCCAUCACAUCAGCGUCACAGUCAGCUUCAGCUGUUUCUCCCACCCAUCAUAUAUUUAAAGUGGCUGUUCAAUGCCGAAUACAUCAGAUGUUCAGGGAGGGAACCUGUCUGGGCCAGAAGAGCCAUCAGGGCAGCAGAGGACAACUGAAGGGGAGGAGGGCCGCAGCCUGAUCAGCUCCCUGGCCCGGGACGCCGCCAGAGCGAGGAGGGCUUCCAGUGUCGAGCUCAACCUGCCGUGGAACUGCCCGGUCACUCACUCCAGAGAAAAGUUCUACACAGUUUGCUCAGACUAUGCUUUCCUCAACCAGGCUGCUUCGGUGUAUUGUCCCCCGAGCACAGCCAGGGACGAUGUACAGAUCAAGCAGGAUGAUGGGUCCACGCUGAUGAAGACCAAACCCUCAGUUGACUUCAGCUCUUGUGGGGCCCAUGUGGGAUCAGACGGGGACUAUGAAAUGGAGCAAGUGUCCUCUGGCAACACCAAACCCAUUCUGGCUUGGGAGAUCGACACAGUAGACUUCGAUGCCGUGCUUAUGAGAAAAAUAAGAACAAGCAAUGUGAAGAAAUGCAGCACCAAGAAGAUGAAGUCAUCAGACAGACCCAGUCGCAAUCUGCAAGACAUCCCUCCUCACGCCUCCACGGAGGAGAUCAAACAGCGAAAGGUGCUCGACCUCAGAAGAUGGUAUUGCAUCAGUCGGCCCCAGUACAAGACUUCCUGUGGAAUCUCCUCUUUGGUGUCUGUUUGGAACUUUUUGUACAGCACUUUGGGUGCAGGAAGUCUCCCACCCAUCUCUCAGGAGGAGGCUCUGCAUAUUCUUGGCUUUCAGCCGCCUUUUGAGGAAAUAAAGUUUGGUCCUUUCACCGGAAACGCUACUCUAAUGCGGUGGUUCAGACAAAUCAACGAAAACUUCAGAAUGCGAGGUUGCUCCUACAUUCUGUACAAACCCCAUGGAAAACACAAGACUGCAGGAGAAACAGCGGAAGGAGCGUUGAUGAAGCUGACCCAAGGGCUGAAGGAUGAGUCCAUGGCCUACAUUUACCACUGCCAGAACCACUACUUCUGCCCUGUGGGCUUUGAAGCUACACCACUCAAAGCAGCAAAAGCUUACAGGGGCCCUCUACCCACAAAUGAAAUGGAGCACUGGAUCCUCAUCGGAGAGCCCAGCAGGAAACACCCAGCUAUUCAUUGUAAAAAGUGGCUGGACAUUGUGACUGACCUCAACACACAGAACCCAGAAUACCUGGACAUUCGUCACACAGAGAGGGGGAUCCAGCAGCGCAAAACCAAAAAGGUGGGCGGCAACCUGCACUGCAUCAUGGCGUUCCAGAGGGUGAACUGGCAGAAGCUCGGCCCCUGGGCGAUGAAUCUGGAGAACCUGCGCCACGACUUUCACCCCUCCAGCACGGAGCGGGCCCACGGACACGUCCCAGAGGACACGGAGGAGAGUACGUCGAGUAAACGCCUGGCCCACCUGGGACGCUCGCACAGUAUGGGAAGUCAGAAAGACACCAGCUGGAAACGCCUGUCCAACACCACAGAGUACAGACGGAAGAGCUCCCCUGACAGCGACCUCCAAGAAGACAUCACAGACUGAAAAGGCUCAGCGGGACAUACACGGGAGGACAAAAUAACACAAUUCUUAAGAUACAGUUACAGAAAAAGUCUACAGGUGUUCUGUAUUUUAUCGUCAAUAUAUGUAUAACAAAAAACAAUAUCAGUCCAACUGUCUGUACGUUCUGUGUGGCACUGAACUCAAAACUCAUAAGUUCAUACUGAAGAUGUUAAUGUUUAAAAAUGCACCCUUAAUAUAUGGUUUCAAAACGUAAUGUCCUACCACCGCUGGGCCUUGUAGUUUCUAAUCAAACUAUAUUUAAACAGAAGUAGAAGAAGAACGGGAAAAAUAUUUUUAAGCAGUGGAUUAAUACAAUCAAGGCUCUUGCUGGUAUCCCCCCAGCAUUAUGGAAAAAUAAACUACGAUUUAUAUGUUUCGUUAUAAUGAACUGACGUUUACCAAAUCUGAGCAAUAAUAGAGUUCUGUGUAGAAAGGCAUGAGUUCUGGACACACAAGCAUUUCUUGUUCGGAGGAUAAAUGUUGGGAUUUGUUCUUAACAAGAAGAAUACAAAAUAACACCAGACUUCUCUUCUUUUAGUAUUAACUUUAGAUUAAGAUUCAACUCAGCUGUCAGCUUGAGGCUUUAACCUAGUUUGCAUUGAAUUUAAUCAAAUAUUCUGUGGAAGCUAGUGUUGGUGAGGGUCUGCAAACUGGGGACUGAUGCACCAGCAACCAUAUACAAGUCACAGUUACACAAUUAGUUACACCCGUGAGCCGUAUUAAAUCGAUGGCGCUAUUACUGUCUGACUUUCGAGGCGGCGGACGACACUUUGCAGCCCCAUGGAGGACAGAUGGUUGCUGUCUGGAUUGCUUGAGCAUCAGUUUCAAAUAGUGCAGUCGUUCUUUAAAAUUCUGGUGACGCAUUGCAAACAGAAGAAUACUUCAGUGUUAAAGAGAGACAGUAGAUACCUCCUGACCCAAACAUUGAACCCUUAAAAAUGAAGAUCGGUGAAUCAACACUCCUUAAAGCAUGAGUAUCACGGGGGUACAGCACUGGAAGGUGUUUCUUUUAUUUUUUCCACCUGUGUAUUUACAUUCCCAUGUGACAGUAACACUACAAGAUUAUUUUCAUUUGAUCAAACCCAUUUCUUUGUGUUAAGUUAUGUUUCAGUCACAUCGUCUUUACCUCCCUGCUUUGAUACUGUAUUAGAGUACAUUAUAUUCAGCUCUUGCUGUCUUAGGAAACAUGAUAAUGACAUAUUUUGCUGUGAAUUCAGAUCAAAGAUCAUCCCUUCAUAUUCCAUAGUAGAGGUACAGUGAGUGGGCUUGUUUUGUGCCUGACGUACAGUGGUUAGUUCAGUGGAUAUUCCGUCGAGUCCCACAUGUUGUUAAAGCAGCUGUUGUGCUUAGUGAAACCUUCAUUGCGAUGGUUGCAUAGACCCUUCCAGUUUUUAAAAGACGGGAUUCUGUACAGAAGUGAUGGUGGAAUCCUUCACGCACCUUGAAACAAAAUGUGAACGACUACAUGGUUUUAUUUUUUCUGUUUAUGUACACAUUUAAUUUAUUCUUACACUUUUACCAAGAAGGUCUUUGUCUUUGUCCCAAUACAGAUGUCAUCGUGUACCCAAAUGGUUUUGAUGUAGUGGUAUAUUUAAUUUAUUUUACAAUAAAUGAAGAUUUUUACAAACUCCCAGAA
Messenger RNA from Pleuronectes platessa (European plaice), 3469 nucleotides. Its product is annotated as basic immunoglobulin-like variable motif-containing protein. Bases 295 to 1815 code for a protein of 506 amino acids. Lineage: Eukaryota; Metazoa; Chordata; Actinopteri; Pleuronectiformes; Pleuronectidae. The transcript is spliced from 9 exons. Gene Ontology annotation, molecular function: single-stranded DNA binding; DNA endonuclease activity. Gene Ontology annotation, cellular component: nucleus. The record is from RefSeq and is a predicted model, not a curated record. Gene Ontology annotation, biological process: nucleotide-excision repair.